Molecule: messenger RNA, 2914 nt
Organism: Pan troglodytes (chimpanzee)
Lineage: Eukaryota; Metazoa; Chordata; Mammalia; Primates; Hominidae
Gene: SOX30
Product: SRY-box transcription factor 30
Exons: 4
Coding region: 790-2871 (693 amino acids)
Biological process (GO): regulation of transcription by RNA polymerase II
Cellular component (GO): nucleus
Molecular function (GO): sequence-specific double-stranded DNA binding; DNA-binding transcription factor activity, RNA polymerase II-specific
Source: RefSeq, a predicted model, not a curated record
ACUGGCAGCUGGAGUGUAGUGGGGCAAGGGUGACAAGCAGGGAGACUAUUCAUUAUCCCAGUGAAAGAUGCUGGGAGCCUGGAACAGGAUAAUGGCAGGUAGAGACACAAAACAGUGGAUGAAUUUGGGAUGUAUAGUAUUUUGGAAGUAGGGCCACAGGGCCUGGUGAUUAAUUGAAACUUUAGCACAAUAAUCACACAAAGUCGAAGAUCCUCCCCAGCAAGAUUAGCUAAUAGGUUAUUGAUAAGUUGCAAAAUCUUCCCCAUUCUCCCUUGGCAAAGAUUCAAAAGCCCUGGUGAUACUCAGGGCCGACAGAUUACUCAGGCCGCACAGAGCGCGUGCACAAGGCCGUCGCUCGCCUUGUGACGCAAGACUUCAUUCCCUGGAUGUCAGCAGCCUGGAAGCGCAACGUUUCCUGGGCAACGCCAUUGUCGCAGCUCCGGGUGGGGGAGGGAUGACUAAAGACAACGGCUGUAAGAGAACUCCACAAGAGAGAGUCAGAACGAAAAUGUGCAACAAGUGCGGCGGCUCCUACCAUGGCAGGUGAUUCGAGGACUCAGCACGAGGCGAGAGUAGGGACAGGGAAGAGCCCGAAAACCCGCCUGUGAUUGGCCGUCCACGGGUAUCGGUCGUUGUGAUUGGGUGAGGCCCAGACAGACAGCUGCGUUUUGAACCGCGUAGGGUUCUGGGUAGCAAAGGCCUUGCAAGGCUCCUAACCGAAAGGGGGAGGAGGAAGGUCGCCAACAAACGGCUGAGCUCACAAUCCUGGCCGGGGCGUCCCCCUCCCCCAUGGAGAGAGCCAGACCCGAGCCGCCGUCUCAGCCGCGCCCGUUGCGUCCCGCUCCGCCCCCGCUGCCGGUCGAGGGCACCUCCUUUUGGGCAGCAGCCAUGGAGCCCCCUCCGACGUCUCCCACACUGAGCGCGGCAGCCAGUGCGACCUUGGCCUCGUCGUGCGGGGAGGCAGUGGCGUCCGGCUUACAGCCCGCGGUGCGGCGGCUGCUGCAGGUGAAGCCAGAGCAGGUGUUGCUGCUACCACAGCCUCAGGCCCAGAACGAGGAAGCCGCUGCCUCGCCCGCGCAGGCGCGGCUGUUGCAGUUCAGGCCCGACCUGCGGCUCCUGCAGCCGCCGACAGCGUCAGACGGCGCCACAUCCAGGCCCGAGUUGCACCCGGUGCAGCCCCUGGCGCUGCAUGUCAAGGCCAAGAAGCAGAAGCUGGGGCCCAGCCUGGAUCAGUCAGUGGGGCCUCGAGGGGCCGUCGAAACCGGUCCUAGAGCCUCCAGGGUGGUCAAGUUGGAAGGCCCCGGGCCGGCCCUCCGCUACUUCCGAGGGGACGAGAAGGGCAAGCUGGAGGCGGAGGAGGUCAUGAGAAACGCGAUGCAAGGCGGGGCAGGCAAAAGCCCGGCAGCCAUCCGAGAAGGUGUGAUCAAAACGGAGGAACCCGAGAGACUCCUCGAGGACUGCAGGCUCGGCGCGGAGCCCGCGUCCAAUGGCCUGGUUCAUGGCAGCGCGGAGGUCAUCUUGGCCCCAACGUCCGGUGCCUUUGGGCCGCACCAGCAAGACCUUAGGAUCCCUUUGACGCUCCACACGGUCCCCCCUGGGGCCCGGAUCCAGUUUCAGGGAGCUCCGCCUUCAGAGCUGAUAAGAUUGACCAAGGUCCCCCUGACACCAGUGCCUAUUAAAAUGCAGUCCCUACUGGAGCCUUCUGUAAAAAUUGAAACCAAAGAUGUCCCGCUCACCGUGUUGCCCUCAGAUGCAGGCAUACCAGAUACUCCCUUCAGUAAGGACAGAAAUGGUCAUGUGAAGCGACCCAUGAACGCAUUUAUGGUUUGGGCAAGGAUCCACCGACCAGCACUAGCCAAAGCUAACCCAGCAGCCAACAAUGCAGAAAUCAGUGUCCAGCUUGGGUUAGAGUGGAACAAACUUAGUGAAGAACAAAAGAAACCCUAUUACGAUGAAGCACAAAAGAUUAAGGAAAAGCACAGAGAGGAAUUUCCUGGUGAAACCUCACCUGCUAUCCAGCUGCCCACACCUGCAGUCCAGAGCCCAAGCCCUGUCACACUUUUCCAGCCCAGCGUCUCCAGUGCUGCUCAGGUGGCUGUCCAGGAUCCAAGUCUACCUGUCUAUCCAGCACUCCCACCCCAACACUUUACUGGGCCUUCCCAAACAGACACUCAUCAGCUGCAUUCUGAAGCCACUCACACUGUGAAGCAACCCACUCCUGUCUCUCUAGAGAGCGCCAACAGGAUUUCAAGUAGUGCAAGUACUGCCCAUGCCAGAUUUGCAACUUCGACCAUCCAACCUCCUAAGGAGUAUUCCAGCGUUUCCCCUUGUCCCAGAAGUGCUCCAAUCCCCCAGGCUUCUCCCAUUCCACACCCACAUGUCUACCAGCCCCCUCCCCUUGACCAUCCAGCCACACUGUUCGGGACACCACCAAGAUUCUCUUUUCAUCACCCUUACUUCCUACCCGGACCUCACUACUUCCCAUCAAGUACAUGCCCUUACAGUAGGCCUCCCUUUGGCUAUGGAAAUUUUCCGAGUUCAAUGCCAGAGUGCCUUAGUUAUUAUGAAGACAGGUACCCAAAACAUGAGGGUAUCUUUUCAACUUUAAAUAGAGACUAUUCUUUUAGAGACUACUCAAGUGAAUGCACACAUAGUGAAAAUUCUCGGAGUUGUGAGAACAUGAAUGGAACUUCUUACUAUAAUAGUCAUAGCCACAGUGGGGAAGAAAACUUAAACCCUGUGCCUCAGCUGGACAUUGGAACCUUGGAGAAUGUCUUCACAGCCCCGACAUCAACUCCUUCUAGCAUCCAGCAAGUCAAUGUCACCGACAGUGAUGAGGAGGAAGAAGAAAAAGUGCUCAGGGAUUUAUAAUUUUAAAACAAAUACGCACAGAAAAUAAACAUUUCUUAAAAUA